AUGGCUUCCAGACUCUCACUCAUUUCCAUUCCCAAUCUUCCAACCCCAGCUAGAACAUUCCCAAAACACCCUCAACAAAUACCUCUUUUUUCUCUUCCACCUCAUAGUUUUCAUGUAAAUCCCUCCUUCAAUUCGAGGACCAUUUCGAGCUCUAAUGGAGGAUCAUCGCCAGCACUUCAUGCUGUCCGAGAGGAAGUGAUCCCAUCCACCAGUUCAGAUUCCACCAGUGAUUCCAAAACUGCCCCUUCCUCCUCUUCCAAGGUCGUUCUCGUCAUUGGAGGCACCGGCGGUGUUGGUCAGCUGGUAGUGGCUUCGUUGCUCAACCGGAAUAUCAAGGCACGCCUAUUAUUGCGCGACCCUGAGAAAGCAACUACGUUGUUUGGUGAACAAGAUGAAGAGAAAUUGCAGGUCUUCAAAGGAGACACUCGGAAUGCAGACGAUCUAGAUCCAUCUAUUUUUGAGGGAGUCACACAUGUGAUUUGCUGCACAGGAACUACGGCUUUUCCUUCGAAGCGGUGGGAAGGGGAUAAUACACCAGAAAGAGUUGAUUGGGAGGGCGUGAGAAAUCUUGUAUCUGUACUGCCUUCUUCGCUGCAGAGAGUUGUUCUUGUAUCAUCAGUAGGUGUAACCAAGUUCAAUGAACUGCCUUGGAGCAUUAUGAACCUUUUUGGUGUUCUCAAAUAUAAGAAAAUGGGGGAGGAUAUUCUUCGUAAUUCUGGUCUAUCAUUUACAAUAAUCAGACCUGGUAGAUUGACAGAUGGACCUUACACAUCAUAUGAUCUUAAUACAUUACUGAAAGCUACAGCUGGCCAACGCCGUGCAGUCCUAAUAGGUCAAGGAGAUAAACUAGUUGGAGAGGUUAGCAGACUCGUUGUUGCUGAAGCUUGCAUACAGGCAUUGGACAUAGAAUGUACUGAAGGAAAAACUUUUGAAGUUAACUCAGUUGAGGGAGAAGGUCCAGGAAGCGAUCAGCAAAAGUGGAGGGAAUUAUUCAAAGCUGCCCAAGCUCAAUAA
Prunus armeniaca (apricot) is the source of this 1014-nucleotide messenger RNA. The record is from the annotation of a GenBank genome assembly. Lineage: Eukaryota; Viridiplantae; Streptophyta; Magnoliopsida; Rosales; Rosaceae.